AUGUUGGCGUACCAGCGAUCACUCGUUACCGUACAGAACAUACGAACACAACUGGAGAGUAUUGUGACGAAGCAAGGCUUCCCAUGUGUGAGUAAACGGGCGUCUCGAGCGAUUGCAGAUAGAGUACUCGACAUUGACACGUGUCAAAGUGUCAGGCGUGCUUUCUCCGCCGGACUCUUUGGGUGUGCAGCCAGGCGGGUGGUGGGACAAACAUCGUUUGUUACAAAGCAGGUACACUAUUUGAUUGUAGGUAUGAGAGGCCAUGGGAGUGUUGUACACCUACACCCAGGCUCAGUACUGCAUGGCCAAGAGAGCCGGCUGGACUGGGUUGUGUAUGGCUAUAUACAGACCACUUCUAGGGUGGAUGUGCAUAGGCUCGACAACUGCGGGCGACUCAGCGAACUAAAGACACCGCAAGACACCAACUCAAAGGAACACAAUGCCACUGUCGUCGACGGUAUGAAAUGAUCAUAUGUUGUUGU
Messenger RNA from Sphaeroforma arctica JP610, 482 nucleotides. RefSeq lists its product as hypothetical. Lineage: Eukaryota; Ichthyosporea; Ichthyophonida. The transcript has 4 exons. Bases 1 to 468 code for a protein of 155 amino acids. The record is from RefSeq and is a predicted model, not a curated record.